AUGGAGGCUGCAGUGGCGCUGCUGAGCCAGGACGUCCUGGGGCUGCAGGACGUCUGCACCCAGCUCAGCGUGAAGCUGGAGCGCAGCGAACAGAGGGGUGAUGCACUGCAGCAACAGCUGGAUGCGGUGCAGACGGAGCUAAGGCUGCAGGCGCGCCGCAUAUCCGUCGCCGCCCAGCUUUCCCUGCCGCUAGGCCAGCUAUCGGCAGCGCCAGGAGGGGUUGGCAGUGGGGUAGGCGGCUCGGCGGUCCAGAGCCCGCGCAGCCCGCGCAUCGCAGGGCCCAUGGCGCAGGUUGGCGCAGGCCUCCCUCCGCCCAGCAGCUGCAACACCCCACGUGGCGCAAAGGGCAGCGGGCCACCCUCACAGCGUGCCGGUGUGCUUCCCGCAGCGGAGGGCGUUCUUGCGAGCUCCAGGGCCGCCGUGAGCUCCUCUGGCGCUGGAGGCCCCGCCAUAGAGCCCAGCAGCACUGCGGCUGGCAAGGCUGCGGCGGGAGCCGCGCCCACGGCCGCCGGCAGUGCAGUGGAGCGACAGGCAGCGUCCAGCGGCGUCGCAGAUAUGAAGGGGUCGGCGGCGGUGCGGCGCACGCCGGGCGGCGAAGUGGGCGCGUUUGGAUUGCUAGAGAGUUGGGGCCAGGGGGCGCUGGACCAAUGCCCGAUGGCGUGUGAGGCGCUCUCGGAAGCAAAGGCUGCUGCCGCUGCUGCCGCCGACGCCCUGGCAGCGGCGCAGCACGCGGGCCGCGAGGUGCAAGAGAGCGACCAGCAGCUCAGGGCAGCGGUCGGACGCCUGGAGCACGACUGCGCACAGGCCUCGGCAGCGGUAUCGCGCCUGGGCGCAGAACUGGCAGCGGCGCACAGCGAAGGGGCCCACGUCGCAGACAGCGUGGGGUUGCAGCAGCAGCGGCAGGCCCAGCUGGAGGACGGCCUGCGGGCGCUGGACGCUCGGGCGGCGGCUGCGGAGGACGAGGCGGCGGCAGCCUCGGCUGCAGCUGAACAGCGGUGGCGGGAAUUGCAGGCGAGCACCAACCAGCUGGGUGUGAAGGUGGAGGGACAGCUGCAGCAGCUGCAUGCAGCGCUCGACACCCAGCGCUCAGCGACCAAGGCAUUCUCCGCGCACUGCAACAACGCGCACGAGCGGUGCGAGGAGCUGCGACGCGGCCUUGCCGCGCUGUCAGGGCGCACGGAUGCGUCGGUGCAGCAGCUGCGGGAGCAAACGAGCGCUGCCGUCACCAGGCUUGACCGUGCAGAAGCAUCACUGCUGCAGCUUGGAGAUCAGGCGGGGCGCCUGUCCGGGGCGGUGCAGCGCGCAGACCUGGAGGCGGCGGUCGCCGCAGCAGCGGCAGUGGCGGCGCAGGAGGCCGGGGGCUUGAGGGGGGCAGUGGCAGGGCUGGAGGCGCGGCUGGAGGCGCUGCCAGGGGCACUGGCCGGGCGGGAGGAGGCAGUGCUCAAGGUUGACCUGCGCCGCAAGCUGUCCAAGGUUCGCAGCGACUUUGACGCGGCCCUCGCGGCAGUCCAGCGCGCCGCCUCGGAGAAUGCAAAGGCGGCGGUCGCAGGCAUGCAACCGCGGGAAGCCGCCCGGCAGCUGGAGGGGCGGCUGGACGCGCUGGAGGCGGCGCUGCCGAGGGGGCUGCGGGUGCUGGGGGAGAAGGCCGCGGCGGCCCUGAUGAUGAAGGCAGAUGAGGUGGCCCUGGAGGAGCUGAGGCGGCGGCUGGAGGACACUGCAGCACGCGCAGCAGCAAGGGCGGCGGCGGCGGAAGCGGCGGCCUCGGCUGCGGCGGAGGCGGCGGCACAGGCGGAGCACGCCGCUGAGCGCGCAGGCGGGAUGACGGGCGUCGCUGCCAUGGCUAGUGACACCCACCUGCAGCUGCUGUUUUGCUGCGCCCACGAGGUCGAAUCGUUGCUGCUGGCAGCGCACCGGCUGCGGCAGCUGUCACCAGAGCUCGCCCUCGAGGGGUCCAUCGAGGGUGCUGUGGUGGCAUGCCUCAACUUGGACGGCAGCGUGGCGCUGCGCAGCGUGGUGGCGGUGCUGCGUCUGACACUCGCGUGUGAUGGCACGAUCGACAGGGAGUCAACACUGCUGCGCCUGUGGCCGGGCGAGGCGGUGCCUGUCGCCCUCAGCCGGCUGCUCAGCCAGAGCGGCCUCGCAGCAGCAGCACCGGCGGUGUGGUCGGCGGCGUUGACGGCAUUCAGACAGGCCGAGAAGGUGUAUCAUGCGGGCAGAGGCAGCAACAUCGCUAGCAGCAGUGCAUACGGCGGUGGCGCGCACCUGGGGGACCGCGCGUCAUGCGUGCUGGUUGCCCUGCGCCUGGCCAAGCUGGCGCUGCUGCAGCAGCCGCUGGCGGAGCUGUCGGCCCUGAUGCAGCAGGCUGGGGCUUCGCUGGGUGACGCUGUGGCGCUGCUGGGUGCAAAUAUUGGCGGCAGCCACGGCGGCGGCGUCGCUGCUGGGUUGCCGCCUGCCCUGCGCUCAGAGGCCCUUCGACUGGUACACACAGUGGCGGUGUCGCGCUGCCAGCCGCCCGAUACCGAGGCGUUGCAGGCGCUGCUGCAGCAGCUGCACCAGACAGAGCAGGCGCCUGGCGCUUGGGGCAAGCAAGACCAGCAGGCACAGCAACAGCAGCAGCAGCAGCAGCAGCAGCAGCCGCAGCAUUGGGAGCAGCAGCAGCAGGAGAAGCAGCAGCAGCACCACCAGCAGGAGCAGCAGCAGCAGCAGUGGGAGCAGCGGCAGGAGUGGCGGCGGCGGCAGCAGCAGCAGCAGCAGCAGCAGCAGCAGCAGCAGCAGCAGCCGCAGCCGCAGCAUUGGGAGCAGCAGCAGCAGCAGGAGAAGCAGCAGCAGCACCACCAGCAGGAGGAGCAGCAGCAGUGGGAGCAGCAGCAGGAGUGGCGGCGGCGGCAGGAGCAGCAGCAGCAGCAGCAGCAGCAGCAGCAGCAGCAGCAGCAGCAGCAGCAGCAGCAGUUGCAGCAACAGCAGCAGCAGCAGCGCAUGGAGGAGCGGCCACACAUGUUGCAGCGCGACUGCGACGAUGGCUUUGCCAGAGAUUCCAGCGACGAGAGCAGCCGCCACCGCAGCUGCAGCAGCCAGCGCACACCCAGUCGCAGCCGCAGCAGCAGCGUGGAUGCGGGCAGCUUCCAAGCCCCGCUCGCGGAUCCCACGGCCGUGCGGCGCUGGGUGCGCGCGCUGCCCCCAGGCCACGAGGCUCGGAAGGAGCUCUUUGUGUUGGAGUGCAUGCGGCACGGCGGCGGCUUCCCCCGAUUUGUGGAGAACACUGCGCACCGUUGCGAGCUGUCUGAGUUGAUGCUGGCCCUGAGCAUCAUCUGCGCCGCCAGCCUGUACGGCUGGCCGCCGCAGCCGCACGCGGCGCAAUGGCGGCCUGGGCACCGCGCCUGGCGGCAGGAGAUUGGGCUUCAGGUCGCGGUGGACCUCGGUGUUUUGUGGGAGAUGCUGCCGCAGGCGGUGCAGGGGUUGAUCCACAGACAUUUCGGAGGCGGCGGGGGCGGCGCUGCAGCCGGCGAUGCCGCCACUCCGUCCUCGCUGGCGCGCUUCAUCUCGCUCUGCUGCCGGGCAGUCCGCCUGGUGCGGGCACCGCCGGGCGGUGCACCAACGGCUGCUGCGCUGGCGGCCGGCUGGGACCAGCACCUGCUGAGUCACGAGCUGUUCGCGCAGGAGGUGGCUGCACUGCAGGCGUACGCUGUGGACGCUGCCGCGGCCUCGCGGGACCCAGAGCUGCCCAUUCUGACCGUGAUGGGCAUGUGCAGCCCCUCCCUGAAGCUCUACGCACAGUUGUACUGGGAGCCGGGCACCUUUGCAGCGGCCAACCUGGACGUCCAGCAGCUGGUGGUGGCACGCGCAACAGCCCGACCCAGCGCUCUCGCUGUUGUGAUGCGCCCGCAAACCUUUGCGCAGCGCCAAGGCUCUCUCAUUCGCAUCCGCGGUGGCGCAGAGCCAGGCGUCAACUUCUGGCGGGGAUCUCGCCUGCCGGAGGGGCUUGCGGCGCGGUGGCUGCGGCGAGAGGCGGACAAGGCUGCCGCCAGGCAGCAGCGGCGGCGGCAGCGGCAGCAGGAGGAGGAGGGAGAGGUGGGGCCUGAGGAAACUGGCGGGGACCCGCGGGCGGCGGGGGCGCUGGGCGCGCGGCGUUCGCCGUCGCCGAGGGAGGCCAAACGGCGCCGGCAGGGGGCGUCGCCAGCGCCCGCGGACGGCGUCGCUGCUGGCGAGGAGCGGCGGGCCGAGCGCGGAGAGGGCCUCGGCGAGUGGCCCGCAGGGCUGGAGCGCGGCGGCUCACCCCAAGCCGAGUACGACCCCACCGCUGAUGCCGCGGGGGCCGGACCGCGCCGCACCGUCAGCAGCAGCGGCGCCGCCGGCAGGCAGUGGACGGCGAGCGGCGAGGGCGCGCGGUCCGAGAGGGGUUGCGGCGGCCUGGCGCAGGAAUGCCUCUGCAAGCUGCGGCCUGUGAUGAAACAGAUGAAGCGGCCGCGGCUGGAGCUGGGGAAGGUUGGCAACCUCCUCAAAGGCAUCAUGGAGCGCGAGGGGGUGGGUGGACUCGCUCCUGCCUAG
Molecule: messenger RNA, 4545 nt
Organism: Monoraphidium neglectum
Lineage: Eukaryota; Viridiplantae; Chlorophyta; Chlorophyceae; Sphaeropleales; Selenastraceae
Exons: 12
Coding region: 1-4545 (1514 amino acids)
Biological process (GO): regulation of actin filament polymerization
Cellular component (GO): plasma membrane; cortical actin cytoskeleton; site of polarized growth
Molecular function (GO): actin filament binding
Source: RefSeq, a predicted model, not a curated record